AUGUUUGGAUUCGGGGAACACGAACAAGUGUACGGUAAUCAACACGAAGGUAAAUUUUCUCAUGAAUUAGUUGCCGGUGCUGCUUCUUUUGAAGCUGCUAGAAUCUUUGAAAACAGGCAAAGAGAUGAAGGAAAGCCAGUUUCACAUGCCUUCGCUAAAGAACUUCUUGCAGGAAUUGCUGGUGGUGAAGUUGACAAGCUUUUCGAAACCAAGGGCUUAGACUACUUGGACAGAGACAAGGCAAAACAACAAGCUCAACAACAAGUUCAACAAGGCUACGACCAGCAUUACGGUCAACAAGAACAAUGGCACCCAAAUCAAAGACCACCAUUCGAUUACCAAGAUCAAAGAUACAACUAUAAUUAG
Messenger RNA from Dujonia railenensis, 366 nucleotides. Lineage: Eukaryota; Fungi; Ascomycota; Pichiomycetes; Serinales; Debaryomycetaceae. The record is from the annotation of a GenBank genome assembly.